CAGCUGCUCAUUACAUACUAACGAAUAUCUCGUCAGUUAUUGUACUUUACAGUCUUUACACGUAUAUUCGGAUAAAUCAUGACCUUCUCCGUCGACCAAGUCCGCUAUGAGAUGAACCAAAUAUUUAACUAUUUGCCGUCCGAUAUUGAACGACUUCCCAAGUAUAGGAUUUUGUUGACCAACGUCGUUUCAACAUGGUCGAUUGAAAUGGUAGACAUUUUGAAAGAAAUUGUCGAAUUUCUUGCUAAGAAUAAUAUUUCAUUGUUCGUGUCCCGACAAAUGUUUUCCGAUUUAUGUUUAAAAGUCUUACCCUGGUUGCCUUAUCCACAAUCUAAGUUAUUGGCUCAUUUCAUGAAGGAAAAAAUGCAAUCGAGAGAGGCUGAUUAUGAUUACCAUUUGUCCAUUAUCUGUCGUCAUUUAUCGUACAUUUACGAGAAAGAGCAAAAUUGGAAUGAUGCAGCACAUAUGUUAGUCAGUAUUCCGGCGGAAUCGUAUUACAGAUUUUCCACUGAUUAUGAAUUGGAAUUAUACUUGAAAAUUGCAUAUCUGUACAUGGCAGGCGAUGAUCCAUUACUAGCAGAGCCUUACGUAAAAAGAGCUUCAAUGGCGCAAGCUCAUACAGUUAAUAAAAGUAUUCAAUUAAAUUUUAAAAUUUGUGAAGCACGAUUAAUGGAUUUUCGUCUUGAAUUUAUUGAGGCUGCACAGAAAUAUUAUGAAUUAUCGCACUGUCCGUUAUUUGAAGAGAAUGUACGUUUGACAGCAUUGAAGAAUAUGAUUGUGUGUACAAUUUUAUCAUUGCAGAAUGGUAACAUUCGAAUUCAAUUUUUGAAAUUGUUGUUAAAAGAUGAAAGAUGUCAAAAGUUCAUAGAAUUAUCAAUUCUUGAAAAAUUCUGCACGUUUGGUAUUAUCAUAGAAAGCGAAAUUGGUCACAUAGAAACACUGCUAUUGCCACACCAGAAGAUUAAAACAGAUUAUGGUACACCCAUAUUGAUUGAAGCUAUAGCAGAACAUAAUAUUCUAUCGAUCAAAAAGCUUUAUAAAAGUAUAAGAAUUGAGUCACUUGGACAUUUAUUGAAAAUGAAACCAGAAAUAGCCAAGAUAAUAGCAGAAAGAAUGAUAUCUGAAGGACGCAUAAAAGGUGCAAUUGAUCAUACAUACGGUUUUAUAAGAUUUAAAUCCCAAAACCCAAACGAAUUGUAACAAUAUUCUGAUAAGAAAUUUGAAUCUGAUUACAUUUAUUUAAAGCGUAUGAAUAAACUCAUACCGGCAAACGAAUCAGAACAGAAUGUUAAGAAUAGAUAUGUUAUAAGAAUUGGGCUAUAGAUAUUUAUAAUUAUUGCCAUCAUUGGAAUUUAAUUAAGUAGAUUUGUCAUUUAAUUAUUUACACAUAAUUAUAUAUGUGUGGAUAUUAAA
Messenger RNA from Aphis gossypii (cotton aphid), 1413 nucleotides. Its product is annotated as COP9 signalosome complex subunit 4-like. NCBI's taxonomy places the organism in Eukaryota, Metazoa, Arthropoda, Insecta, Hemiptera, Aphididae. The transcript is spliced from 9 exons. The coding region runs from base 79 to 1200 and encodes 373 amino acids. Gene Ontology annotation, cellular component: cytosol; COP9 signalosome. The record is from RefSeq and is a predicted model, not a curated record.